Molecule: messenger RNA, 2230 nt
Organism: Momordica charantia (bitter melon)
Lineage: Eukaryota; Viridiplantae; Streptophyta; Magnoliopsida; Cucurbitales; Cucurbitaceae
Product: MATE efflux family protein
Biological process (GO): transmembrane transport
Cellular component (GO): membrane
Molecular function (GO): xenobiotic transmembrane transporter activity; antiporter activity
Source: RefSeq, a predicted model, not a curated record
AACAGCCACGAAAAAGAAGAAGAAAAAGACCCACAGAUAUUUCUAUGGCGAGCUGCAAUUCCGUCCGUCGAAAAUUCGUCCUUACAAAUGGGGACAAGUAUAUAAUAUGGUUUCGUCUUCUCGAUUCGCAACCUCCUUCGACCGGCCAUUACACUGUUUUAGCUCUCAUUGAUCGGAGAUGGCUGCCGCUCUCUCCGCAAUCUACGUUCCGUGCUUCAGCACCGACACUAAUUUGUCUUCGAAAAUUCAAAUGCUGCGCAGAAACGCCAAUUGUAAAGUCCGGUUUCGAUCUUUGCCAAAAGCGUUGUUUCAGAAGAAUUUUACUACUUCGCUGAAGAGUCCGCCGGAAGAACCAAAGUCUUCAGCCUCAUCCGAGCAGGUUCGUCGAGACAAGCCGGCCAAGUCGUCCAACUCCUUGUUGUCUGCGCCUGUCUCAGUUCCACUUCUCAAUCGUGUUAGGGAUGCGGUUUUUAAGUUCGAUCAACUUGCGCUGGACGUAUUGGCGAUUGCAUUGCCUGCUGCCCUGGCUUUGGCUGCUGAUCCAAUUGCAUCGUUGGUCGAUACGGCUUUUGUUGGUCAUAUAGGAUCCACUGAGCUGGCGGCAGUUGGGGUAUCAGCUUCAAUAUUCAAUUUGGUGUCAAAGUUAUUCAAUGUUCCGUUACUCAACAUCACUACUUCAUUUGUUGCUGAAGAGCAGGCAUUAGUAAGUACGAAGGAGAAAAGUAUUGUUCAAACAAAUAUCGAUGGCAUAGAUGAGAAUCAAGAAAAGAAGCUCCUUUCCUCUGUAUCUACUUCUUUAGCACUUGCUGCUGGUCUCGGAAUUGCUGAAGCUGUUAUGCUAUGUCUUGGUUCAGGAGCUCUUAUGGAUAUCAUGGGUAUACCUGCUGAGUCCUCAAUGCGUGCACCUGCUGAGCAAUUUUUGUCUCUGAGGGCUUUUGGUGCUCCACCUAUUGUAAUUGCACUUGCUGCACAAGGAACUUUUCGCGGAUUUAAGGAUACAAAAACACCUUUGUAUGCUACUGCUGCUGGUAAUUUACUGAAUGCAGCACUGGAUCCACUAUUGAUAUUUCUUUGUGGUUUUGGCAUUGGAGGUGCUGCAAUUGCGACAGUGAUAUCUGAGUAUCUGAUUGCUUUCGUUCUUUUGUGGAAAUUAAAUGGAGAAAUAUCAUUUACUCUUUCAAGCAUGGAUGGGGAGAGAAUUGCACGCUAUCUUCAAUCUGGUGGUCUCUUAAUGGGCCGGACAUUGGCUGUGCUUGUAACCCUUACUCUGGCAACAUCCAUGGCAGCUAGAGAAGGCCCUGUACCCAUGGCUGGUUAUCAAAUUUGUGUACAAAUAUGGUUGGCCAUAUCUUUGCUUACUGAUGCUUUAGCACUUGCUGGUCAGGCAUUAUUAGCAAGUAGCUACACCCUUCAAGACUAUGAACACUCACGUGAAGUGAUUUAUAGAGUUUUACAGAUUGGCUUGAUCACUGGAAUUUCUCUGGCUAUUAUCCUAUUCCUGGGAUUUGGCGCAUUUGCUGGUUUAUUCAGUGCUGAUGCAGAAGUUCUGGAAAUUGCACGAUCUGGGUUAUUUUUUGUUGCUGGAUCGCAACCAGUGAAUGCUAUGGCUUUCGUUGUAGAUGGGCUCUACUAUGGAGUUUCAGACUUCGGAUAUGCAGCCUACUCCAUGGUGGCUGUUGGACUGGUUUCUUCUCUCUUCCUGAUCGUGGCCGCUCCUGCAUUUGGCCUCCCUGGGGUUUGGAGUGGAUUGUUUCUCUUCAUGAUGUUGCGUUUAGUAGCUGGAAUUUGGAGAUUGGGCACGAAGGGUGGGCCAUGGGAGAUGGUUUUCAAUGAGGUCGAGGGAAAAAGUGAUUGAAGUACUAAAGCUCAAGCUUCUCGAACUUCGUAAAGCUCAUCUCUAGUUGGCGUUGAAUACGAGGAUUUGGAUAUCUUCCCUAACAAUUUAAAGAGCUCAGACUACUGACAUGACAGCUUUUUAUCUUUUAAACAGAGCUGCCCAAUUCGAUGCAACAGUUCCAGAGCAUGUUUGCAGUUUACAGCAAAUAUUCACUGGACGGAGGGUUUACUCAUCUUAAUCCCAUCACAUUACUAAUGAAAAUGCAGGGGGUAAUUGUUCUGCCAUCCUUAACUUGUAUUUGAAGUAUCGAAUAUGUCGCGUUCUUAUCUUAGCACUUCUCUAAAUAUGUUAGAACUGCUUAGAAGAUAAUGAAUAUUGAUAAAUCAUUCUAAA